This is a messenger RNA of Salmo salar (Atlantic salmon), 2542 nucleotides long. Lineage: Eukaryota; Metazoa; Chordata; Actinopteri; Salmoniformes; Salmonidae. The record is from RefSeq and is a predicted model, not a curated record.
UUGACAAUUUUCCUGUCCUGCUAAGCAUUCAAAAUGUAAUGAGUACUUUUGAGUGUCGAGGAAAAUUUAUGGAGAAAAAGUACAUUAUUUUCUGUAGGAAUGUAGUGAAGUAAAAGUGAAAGUAGUCAAAAAUAUGUAAAGUACAGAUGCCCCAAAAAACUACAUAAGUACUACUUUCAAGUAUUUUUAUUUAAGUACUUUACACCACUGAUAACCUCUCACAUAGCCUUAGUAUUAACUACUGCAGAAUAAUAUUUUCUUGCAGGUAAAUAAUACAUCAAAUGUAGGCAAAAUGUUGACUUGGGAACAGGAGUCGAGAAAUAUGAUUUAUUUUUUUCAGCAUCUUGAGAGAAUGAGAAUGCUCAGUUAGAUAUCAUCUGUAGAGGUGGUAUCUUUAUCAGCAUCAUAAAAUCUUAGUAUUUCAACCACAUAAAAUAUGCAAGCCUAACUGAAAUCUUAUCAGAAACAUGUUGGGUUGUUUUCACAGCUUUCUAUUUCCUUACAACCAGUCAAACUGAUACCAUUUGGACAUUUCGCACAGAAAAUCUUUCCCAUUUAGUUUUUUUGUUGAGUUAUUGCGCUUUCUCCCCGGUCCCUAAACAUCUUUGCUCCGUGAAAGAAGAUGACAGAGAAAACUUUACCGAUGUCAACUAGAUUGAAGCAUUCAUUCUAUUGAUUUAUGACAUUCUGGUGAGCAAGGAUUUAUUUAGUCUUCUAGGGCAACAUAUAAUGACAGAAGAGAAGCUGAAUGUAUCUAAUUAUAGAGAAGUUGACUAACAAAUAGUCUACCAAAAUGUCGAAAAUUAUAAGCAGAAACAUAUCUAAACCAUGCAACAAAAGAAUCCUGCACAAACUCUCCAAAAAUUGUUUCCGCCAUCUUUGACUGUAGCCUACAAUGCAUUUUCUAUAUUUGCGUGUUAGAUUUUCACUUUAUCACAUAUAAUCAGCCCCCCUUCUUUUUUUUCAUUCUUUUUUUUGGGGGGGGAGGUACUUUUCACCCCUUUUUCGCCCAAAUUUUGUGAUAUCCAAUUGGUAGUUACAGUCUUGUCCCAUCGCUGCAACUCCCAUAUGGACUACCGAGCGCUCAUUGAAGAGCUAUGGCUCUGUAUCGGAAACGGAAUGGACAAAAGACAAAGGUCAGUCAGAUGUGUCCAUGGCGGAGAGCAUCAUGUCUCCAGAUGAAAUUGAAGUGGAGAUGGCUCGCAUCCAGCGCCUCAGGGAGGUGCUGGUAAGGAGGGAGUCCGAACUGCGCUUUAUGGCGGACGACAUCCAGCUCUGCAAAGACAUCAUGAGUCUGAAACAGGAGCUGAGGAAGGUGGUAACUGUACCAGAGAGAGAGAAGACCAAGAAACAGAGACAGUGGGAGGAGGAGUUGAUCCUGAAAAUCCAUAAACUGGUGCAGAAGAGGGAUUUCCUAGUGGACGAUGCAGAGGUGGAGAGAUUAAGGGAGCAGGAGGAGGACAAGGAGAUGGCUGAGUUCCUGAGACAGAAGCUGAUGCCUCUGGAGAAGCUGGCCAGAGAAGCUGCCCAAAAUCCCCAGAAGCCCAAGAGACAAGUCCCUGAUCCUCCGCCCAGCAAGCCGACCAUCACCAAGUCCAUCACCAUCAUCAAGGACUGCUGCGGAGCCACCCAGUGUUGUGUCAUGUAACCGUGGUUACAGAGGAGUUGAGGACAGUACACCCUCCCAUUCACAGCACCACCCUAGUAACAACAACACAGUCACACUGUACAUCUGUCACCUGACCUGGUCUCUUGGUGUCAUAUCACCUAUCGUUACAUCAUUUCCUGUGAUCCAGAGAACCCUGGUGCAAAAUGGACACCCAUAUAGAGGUGAUAGAUGGACAGGCAUGGCCACAUGUAAAUACAGUAAAUGAUGGAAAUGAAAUACAUGACACUAUAUAAUGUUAAAAGGCAAUUGGAAAUUGAAUAUAUGGGACCUGUACAGUAUUGUAAGCAAGCAACAUAAGCUACAAUGACAUUUCAAUAGACCAAUUUAUAUUGAAACAUUCUUCAGAGAUCAAUAAUGACAUAUAUUCCUCAGAUUUAUAAGCACAACGUCCCGUACCGAACCACAAAUGCAUCAUACCAAGGUUCUCUGUCCACCAGGAAAUGACAUGACUUAAUUGUUAUUCACUUUGUCAUUUUGAUAACGGGUAUUUACUGUAUGCUUCCAUUCCAACCCUUUAACGGAACAACUAGAACUCCUCUCAGACUUAGGACUGUAUGCUUAACAGGGUGGGGUCAAUACCAUUUCAAUUCAGUCGAUUACUUACCGAAUUACCAGAUUUUAAAAUGAAUUGAUCCAACCCUGAUGCUUGCUCUGGAACUGUAGAUAAUGAAACACUUCACUCACUGUAGUACAUUUUUUUAAUCCCUUUAUUGUAAAGGUAUACUUCCUAUAUAAACAGUAUUACUGAACACAGUUGCUAUGAUACCAUUUACAUUGGCAAGCUGCAACAAUCGCAUGAUUGAGUUAUUUUGUUACUCUAUGAUGUAUAUUAACGUAUCAAUAACCAGUAUACACGCAUUUAUGUUGCUAAGA